Molecule: messenger RNA, 1629 nt
Organism: Penicilliopsis zonata CBS 506.65
Lineage: Eukaryota; Fungi; Ascomycota; Eurotiomycetes; Eurotiales; Aspergillaceae
Exons: 6
Coding region: 1-1629 (542 amino acids)
Source: RefSeq, a predicted model, not a curated record
AUGCUGAGCCUCGCCCGCAAGACUCUUAAUCGCGUUCCAAGCUUUCAGGAUCUUCUCCAAGGCAGGAUGUCCCACCCCGAUAUUUCCGUCGAUGUUCUCGUCAUCGGUGCAGGCCCAACUGGCUUGGGUGCUGCAAAGCGAUUGAACCAGAUCAAUGGACCUUCAUGGUUGAUCCUCGACUCCAAUGAGAUCCCCGGUGGUCUGGCUUCUACCGAUGUCACCCCCGAAGGCUUCCUCUACGAUGUCGGUGGCCACGUUAUUUUCUCCCACUACAAGUACUUCGAUGACUGCCUCAACGAGGCCCUGCCCAAGAAGGAUGACUGGUACGACCACCAGCGCAUCUCCUACGUCCGUUGCCAGGAACAGUGGGUGCCGUACCCCUUCCAGAACAACAUCUCCAUGCUUCCCAAGGAGGAGCAGGUGAAGUGUAUCGAUGGCUUGAUCGAUGCCGCGCUCGAGGCCCGUGUCUCCAACACCAAGCCCCAGAACUUUGACGAGUGGAUCGUCCGCAUGAUGGGUACUGGUAUCGCCGAUCUCUUCAUGAGACCUUACAACUACAAGGUUUGGGCUGUGCCCACAACCAAGCUAGCAUAUUCAUGGCAUCAGCUAAUAGCCCAUCAGAUGCAAUGCGCGUGGCUCGGCGAGCGUGUCGCUGCCCCCAACGUCAAAGCCGUGACCACCAACGUCAUUCUCCAGAAGACUGCCGGUAACUGGGGUCCGAACGCGACCUUCCGCUUCCCCGCGCACGGCGGUACCGGUGGCAUCUGGAUUGCCGUUGCCGACACCCUGCCCAAGGAGAAGACCCGUUUCGGUGACAAGGGCAAGGUUGUCAAGGUCAACGCUAACCAGAAGACCGUGGUGCUGCAGGAUGGCACCACGAUCGGCUACGGAAAGCUCGUCUCCACCAUGUCUGUCGACUUCCUCGCCGAGCAGAUGGGCGACCAGGAGCUCGUUGGUCUGACCAAGCAGCUCUUCUACUCCUCCACCCACGUCAUCGGCGUUGGUAUCCGUGGCAGCCGUCCUGACAGAAUCGGCGACAAGUGCUGGCUCUACUUCCCCGAGGACAACUGCCCCUUCUACCGCGCGACCAUUUUCUCCAACUACUCUCCCUACAACCAGCCGGAGAAGUCGAAGAAGCUGGCCACGCAGCAGCUGGCCAACGGAUCCAAGCCCGCGACCACGGAGCCCCAGGAGGGCCCUUACUGGUCGAUCAUGCUGGAGGUGUCCGAGUCGUCGAUGAAGCCCGUCAACCACGAGACGCUGCUGGCGGACUGCAUCCAGGGUCUAGUCAACACGGAGAUGCUGCGUCCCACGGACGAGAUCGUGUCGACCUACCACCGCCGCUUCGACCACGGCUACCCGACCCCCUCGCUCGAGCGUGAAGGCGCGCUGACCCAGAUCCUGCCCAAGCUCCAGGAGAAGGGCAUCUGGUCGCGUGGCCGCUUCGGCUCCUGGCGCUACGAGGUCGGCAACCAGGACCACUCGUUCAUGCUGGGUGUCGAGGCUGUCGACAACAUCGUCAACGGCGCCGUCGAGCUCACCCUCAACUACCCCGACUUCGUCAACGGCCGCCAGAACACGGAACGCCGUCUUGUUGACGGUGCCCAGCUGUUUGCCAAGGGUGCUUGA